Adineta ricciae is the source of this 807-nucleotide messenger RNA. The record is from the annotation of a GenBank genome assembly. NCBI's taxonomy places the organism in Eukaryota, Metazoa, Rotifera, Eurotatoria, Adinetida, Adinetidae.
AUGUUUACUCCUAUCCUUGUUACUUUUUCUCUUUUCUUCACUGUUGUUUUCAACACACCCAUUCCUAAAUCUAUUGAAAGUGGAGUUGAUUACGAAUGGCUCGGCGGUGGUUUCGAAGGUGAUAUGAUCUUUCAUGAUGGAUUUGAUCCAACUAUCGAAUCAACGAGCAGAGGUGUAGCCAUCUGGGGACCACGUCGUUGGUCAAAAAAUACUGUUCCUUAUGAUCUUUCGUUGAUUAUAAAUGCUGGACAUCGUAAAAUAAUCGAAGAUGCGAUGGCAACACUGACCCGUAUAACUAGUUCACCUGUAACUGGCAAAGCGUGUAUUACUUUCCGACCUAAAUUACCAAACGAAAGAAAUAUUCUCAAAGUGAACUAUGGAACUGGUUGUAGUGCGACAGUCGGCUUUUCAUACGCUCCAAACGAAAUGUCUCUUGCUUAUCCUGGAUGUUUUCACUCAGGUAUUAUCCAACAUGAACUUAUGCAUGUUAUUGGUCAGUAUCGAACAGAAAGUUUCUAUCAUGAACAAUCACGACCCGAUCGUGAUUUAUACGUCGAUGUGAAGCUUGCCAAUGUCGAAAAAGGACACGAACAUAACUUCAACAAAUAUCGAUGGGGUAACAUGGUAUUGAAUCAAAACACAACCUACGACUAUGAGAGUAUCAUGCAUUAUGGUGCCAAUUAUUUCAGUAGCAAUGGACAACCAACAAUGACUCCAAAACAACCAGGUGCAAGAAUCGGUCAACGAGAUCGUCUUAGCGCAAUUGAUAUUGCUGAGAUUCGUUCGUUCUAUAGCUGCUCAGAUUAA